GCGCCGGCCUCCAUAUAACGCAGCCUCGCCGUCUUCCGUGGAGGUCACGCACGAGCAUCAUGACGUUGGUCCGCGUCACCUCGCCGUCCUUCAUCGGAACCCGAACCAGAAGCGACCUCCGCUGACGCAGCAUGCCUGCUCCCCGCCGUGCACCAUACGCGUAAUUGCGCAGCUGUCGCCUCGACAUGGAUCAGAACCCGCACUUCGCGGCCGUGUGCGUGCUGGUCCUGUCCCUCGGACUGUUGGCGCCCAGGGGGGGCUGUCAGCACUACUACCUCCUCCGUCCCAUCCCCAGUGACAGCCUCCCGCUCGUGGACUUAAAGGAGGACCCGGACCCCGUUCUCGACCCCAGGGAGCGGGACCUCAACGAGACCGAACUCCGGAGCCUCCUGGGAGAUUUCGACAGCCGCUUUUUGUCCGUGUCGCCGCCCGGCCAGGAUAAGUUCCCCGGAAACGACGAGCUGGAGGACGCGGAGCUCCAAAAGCCCGGCGGGGUUCUGCCCAAGGAGAUCCGGGCUCUGGACUUCGACGAGCAGUUCGGCAAGAAGCACAAAGCCAGCAAGAAACUGAAGCGGCGCCUGCAGCAGUGGCUGUGGGCCUACUCCUUCUGCCCGGUGGUCUACACCUGGACCGACCUGGGCGGCAGGUUCUGGCCGCGCUUCGUGCGCGUGGGCGGCUGCCUCGGCAAACGCUCGUGCUCGGUUCCGGAGGGCAUGGUGUGCAAGCCCGCCGCCUCCACCCACCUGGGGCUGCUCAGGUGGAGGUGCCUGCACAGGAAGGCGGGGCUCAAGUGCGCGUGGAUCCCCGUGCGCUACCCCGUCAUCACGGACUGCAAAUGCGCGUGCGCGAGCUAAUCGCUCGUGCUCCGAGUGUGGCUGACUCUCUGUUGUUUGUCUGAUUCUUUGUAACCUGCCGAGUGGACUUCGUGAACGACUCCAUAUGUCGGCACU
Molecule: messenger RNA, 950 nt
Organism: Doryrhamphus excisus (bluestripe pipefish)
Lineage: Eukaryota; Metazoa; Chordata; Actinopteri; Syngnathiformes; Syngnathidae
Source: RefSeq, a predicted model, not a curated record